Cylindrotheca closterium is the source of this 858-nucleotide messenger RNA. The record is from the annotation of a GenBank genome assembly. Lineage: Eukaryota; Bacillariophyta; Bacillariophyceae; Bacillariales; Bacillariaceae.
AUGCGAUUUGUGAAUUGUAAGGGUGUAUAUGUGUUGGAGCAACUUGGAGCGGAUGUUGAACCAGGUGCCAAAGAGACAAGUGCGAUGUAUCGUCGCCAGUUAAGCAGUGUAAAUAAACAACCCCAUUUCGAACUUUCUUCAAAACAGAAUGGAUAUGCUGGACUCGGGAUGACUGCGAAGAUGGCAACGGUUCGAAAGAACAAAGAAGGAUUCACUCCAAGACAAGUCAAGGCUGCAAUGGAAGCGAGAAGUGCGAUGCACAUACUCAAUGCUCCGAGCACCAAAAGUCUGAAGUAUGCGAUCCGAUCUGGUCUCAUCAAGGACUGUCCUAUCACUGAAGAAGCGAUCAACCAUACCAAAGCAAUCUUUGGACCUGACGCAUCUACAUUGAAAGGCAAGUCAACAAGACCAACUCCGAAGAAGACACAUGAUGACUUCUUCAGUCCACCAGAGGAAUUGUACCAACACAAUCGAACAAUUACCGUCUGUAUUGAUCACAUGGAGAUCGGAGAUGCAAAGUUACUCACCUGCAUUGAUACCACUGUGAGUUAUCGCUCAUGUAUUCCCAUGCAGAACCUCAAGACUGACCCUGUAUUUGACGCAUUGGAUAAGAUAUUCCGCCGCUACAAUAAGGCAGGCUUUCAUGUCAAGACGAUCAAGUGUGAUCGAGCUUUCAUCCCUCUGACGGAUGAUAUGCUAGAUGAUAUGGGUGUUACUAUUGACCCGACUGCAGCUGGAGACCACGAGCCUACAGCUGAGCGAAACAAUCAAACCCUGAAAGAGAGAGUUAGAGUAGCUCUUGCACGAUUACCCUACAAAGUGGUACCAAAGGUGAUCACUGAAUGUCUUGGACGUUGA